UCAAGUCGAAAAUGAUAUGUACAGUCUUUAUACUUUUAACGGCUACGUUAGCGUGGUACUUGUACUGGAAAUCUACAUAUUGGAAAAGGAAUAAUAUUCCAACGGCCAAAGGAUGUUACCCGCUCUUUGGUCACAUGUUAUCCGUAAUAGCCAUGCAAAAAGCUCCGGGCGUACUAAUUGAAGAAAUAUACAAUGAGUACAAGGAUUGCAGCAUGAUUGGAUUUUACAAAGGAUUAGUGCCGGCAUUAGUUGUCCGCGACCCGAAUUUGGUGAAAUCCGUGAUGCAAACUAAUUUCUCGAGUUUUCCUAUAAACAGUUUCCAGAUUUUAGAGGAGGUGGAUCCCCUGUUAGCUCAAAAUACAUUUGUCGCCCACGGGGAAAAAUGGUUAAAUGGAAGGAAGCGAUUGACCUAUGCGUUCACAAGUGGCAAGUUGAAAAUUAUUUUCGUGGUAGUUGCCGAAGUAUGCAAGAAAUUCCAAGAUUACUUAGAGAGGCGGCUGAGCUCCAACGACAAGUACGAAGUUGAUCUGAAGUAUCUGUUCUCAAAAUUUACUGGCGAAGUUACGGCGAACGCUAGUGCGGGCAUCGAAGGGCGCUGUUUCGAGGACGUAGAUGAUCCUUUGGCGUUCGAUCAGAUCGGCCAGGCUCUCUUUCAACCGAAUUUCUUCAGUAGAAUUAUACUUAACUUUCUACUUCUAUUUCCCAGCCUGAAUCGUUUCGCAAAGAUCAAGUUCGUGAACGAGGAAGUCCAACAGUUGUUCAGAAAGAUGGUGAAGGAAAAUUUGGAACAUAGACGAGGGGAAUCAACGCCCCGGUACGACUNGCAGGGCAGUGAAGAGUCAUUCAAGUCGAAAAUGAUAUGUGCACUCUUUAUACUUUUAACGGCUACGUUAGCGUUGUACUUGUACUUGAAAUUCACGUAUUGGAAAAGAAAUAAUAUUCCAACGGCCAAAGGAUGGUACCCGAUCGUUGGUCACAUGCUACCCGCGUUAACCAUGCAAAAAGCUCCGGGCGUACUAGUUCAAGAAAUGUACCAGCAGUACAAGGAUUGCAGCAUGGUUGGAUUUUACAAAGGAUUAGUGCCGGCAUUAGUUGUCCGCGACCCGAAUUUGGUGAAAUCCGUGAUGCAAACUAAUUUCUCGAGUUUUCCUAUAAACAGUUUCCAGAUUUUAGAGGAGGUGGAUCCCCUGUUAGCUCAAAAUACAUUUGUCGCCCACGGGGAAAAAUGGUUAAAUGGAAGGAAGCGAUUGACCUAUGCGUUCACAAGUGGCAAGUUGAAAAUUAUUUUCGUGGUAGUUGCCGAAGUAUGCAAGAAAUUCCAAGAUUACUUAGAGAGGCGGCUGAGCUCCAACGACAAGUACGAAGUUGAUCUGAAGUAUCUGUUCUCAAAAUUUACUGGCGAAGUUACGGCGAACGCUAGUGCGGGCAUCGAAGGGCGCUGUUUCGAGGACGUAGAUGAUCCUUUGGCGUUCGAUCAGAUCGGCCAGGCUCUCUUUCAACCGAAUUUCUUCAGUAGAAUUAUACUUAACUUUCUACUUCUAUUUCCCAGCCUGAAUCGUUUCGCAAAGAUCAAGUUCGUGAACGAGGAAGUCCAACAGUUGUUCAGAAAGAUGGUGAAGGAAAAUUUGGAACAUAGACGAGGGGAAUCAACGCCCCGGUACGACUUUCUCGAAGUAAUGGUACAAUUCGAGAAAGAGGAAGGAAAACAGCUGUCUUUGGAAGCUCUCACUGCUGAUGUAUUAUCCUUUUUCCUCGACGGAUUCCAAACAUCAAGCACUACUCUCAGUUUCAUUGGAUUUCAACUGGCUACGCAUCAGGAUGUUCAAGAGAGACUACGAGAAGAAGUGAAGUCUGUUCUGAAAAAACACGGAGGUGUGUUAACGUUCGAAUCGCUGAAAGACAUGACUUAUAUGGACCAAGUAAUUAGAGAAUCGCAAAGAUGUUACGCGACAGUGAGUAACAUGAACAAAGUAUGUACAGAAGAGUGCACGUUGGAAGGAUCGGAUGGGCUUAAGUGUCGCGUGAAACCUGGCACCGAAAUUGUCAUACCCGUUUAUGGACUGCAUAAGGAUCCGACGUAUUGGUCCGAUCCGGAGACCUUUGAUCCAGAUCGUUUCAGCGAGGAGAGGAAGCACGAGAUUAAUAAGAUGACAUUCCUCCCAUUCGGCGAGGGGCCAAGGAUGUGCGUGGGAAUGAGAAUGGGACUGCUACAAGUUAAAUCUUGUUUGGCUACCUUGCUCAAAGGCUAUAAAUUGGAAUUGUCGCCUAAAACGAAACUGCCUUUCAAACUGCUGUCGUUCAUUUUUCUUACAGAAGCAGAAGGCGGACUUUGGGUA
Molecule: messenger RNA, 2336 nt
Organism: Ceratina calcarata
Lineage: Eukaryota; Metazoa; Arthropoda; Insecta; Hymenoptera; Apidae
Product: putative cytochrome P450 28d1
Exons: 3
Molecular function (GO): iron ion binding; monooxygenase activity; oxidoreductase activity, acting on paired donors, with incorporation or reduction of molecular oxygen
Source: RefSeq, a predicted model, not a curated record